Messenger RNA from Meyerozyma guilliermondii ATCC 6260, 903 nucleotides. RefSeq names its product glucose-6-phosphate 1-epimerase. Gene Ontology annotation, biological process: carbohydrate metabolic process. Bases 1 to 903 code for a protein of 300 amino acids. The transcript has a single exon. The record is from RefSeq and is a predicted model, not a curated record. Gene Ontology annotation, molecular function: carbohydrate binding; isomerase activity. Lineage: Eukaryota; Fungi; Ascomycota; Pichiomycetes; Serinales; Debaryomycetaceae.
AUGUCAGUAGAAGAAACAGACACCCAUGUGCAUCUCAAGCAUGCUUCUGGAAGCACUGCUUCGAUCCUCAAGUACGGCGCUACCGUAAUAUCAUGGAAAGAGGACGGAAUUGAACGUUUAUGGUUGUCGGAGGGUGCCAAAACCGACGGUUCCAAGCCGGUUCGUGGAGGUAUUCCGCUUGUAUUUCCUGUUUUUGGCAAGCAAACCGAUGAAAAACACCCUACUUACCCAUUGCCACAACACGGGUUUGCCCGGAAUUCUACAUGGGAGUUUUUGGGACAAACAACUGAAGAUCCAACUACGGUUCAAUUUGGAUUAGGACCGGAAAACGUUGAUCCGGAACUCUACAAGUUGUGGGCGAAUGGGUCCAAUGACUUCACGUUGAUCUUGACGGUUUCGCUUGGUUCUGGGCUGCUCAGGACGGAAAUUGAAGUGGAAAAUACCGGCAAACAACUGUUCGACUUUAACUGGUUGUUCCACACUUAUUACCGUAUUCCCGAUGUCACCGACACAUUGGUCACCAAUUUGGUGGAUUCCAGGUGCAACGACAAGCUUUUGAAGGAGGUUUAUGUGGAAAAAGCACCUAUGGUUAGCUUUCAUGAAGAGUUUGAUCGAGUGUACGAGAAGAUUGAAUCUCAUAAAGUUCUUCAAAUUGUGGAACUUGGAAAGGUUUUGGUCACUAUAGAACGUGAAAACUUGCAGGACGCUGUGGUAUGGAAUCCAUGGAUCAAAAAGUCAGAAGGAAUGGCAGAUUUCUUGCCUAAGAAUGGUUACUUGAACAUGUUGUGUAUUGAGCCCGGUCAUGUUUCAGACUUUGUCAAUUUGGCACCCGGAAAGAAAUGGAAAGGAGCGCAAAAGACCACUGUUGGAGGAGAAAUCAAGGUACAGACCAAUAUAUAUUAG